AUAUCCACAAUGAGAAUUGGACGUGGCGGCUUCAAUUCGCAAGCACCAGUUUCAAGUUUGAUGCAUUGGCCUCCAUUUUGCGGGCGCCUGGGCUGAGGUGGUGGGUAAUUCCAUUUUGCGGACGCUUGAAGUGAAAUGGCCAUGCGUAUUUUCAUCCCCUUUUUAUUUGUACUUAGUGUUUGGUAAUUAAAUAAUUUUAAAUAAUUAUUUAAAUAAAAAAAAGCCUUCAUUUGGCUAUUCGUUUUGCAAUUUUGUUAUGCUUUUCAACAAGUUAACUAGAAUCAGGGACGGAUUUACUCAGCACUCAGUGGGGGCAACUGCCUCCAGUGAAUUUGGAAAUAUUAAUUAGUAGUUCUUAGUGAAUUGUCUAAUUUGCCCCCACCAUCUAAUUCAUUUUGACCCCAUUGCCCACCCUCCAAAUCCCUAAUCAGCUAACCCUUCUCCUUCCCUUUUUCAAUUUUGUUCUUCUGCUCCAGCCUCCAACCUCCGCUUGACCGCUUCCAGACUCCAGCCCUCAGUUACUGUCGUGUCGUCUGCCGCCACUCGCCCACUCCGUUCAGUCUUUCUCCCGCGUCGGCUCCGUCGGUUUCUCGUUGCAUCGCAGCGUGCCCGCGUCUGGUUCUAGCGCUGCGUUCCUUCAGUGUCUGGUGUAUGGUGAGGUCUUCUUCUUCUUCUUCUUCCUUGGUCUUCACAGCUGCAAGCCUUAAAUCCUCGUCUGGUUCUGUCUUCCCGUUCCUUCGGCGUGUAGAUCUGGUUCUGUCUUCAGCAGUUCAGGGUGUGCGGGGUGUCGCUGGUUCUACCGCUGGGUGCCGCCGUGCCGCUGGUUCUGCCGCUGGUUCUGUCACUGGGUGUCUGGGUCCUGGGUGCCGCUGGUUCUGCCGUUGGUAAUGGAGAAAUAUUUCAAAAGAACUUCAUCAUUGGAGAUUGGAUCCCAAAACAAUUCAUUGACUUCUUCUAACAAGAGGAGAUUUUUAGAAUUCGAAGUAGAGAGUCUCAUAGCAGAUCCAGGACAACGACCAAAGAUUUCAAGUUAUCAUCUGAAUGACAGAGACAAAGUUAGAUGUGCAUGUUUGCAAAAAGGUCCUUGUCAACUAAGGAAUCAUGAUUUUCCGCAAACUGCUUGUGGUUCUUCUUUUCGAAGAUUUAAUUCUAAUUGGUUUGAUGAUUAUGGCAAUUGGUUAGAGUAUAGUAUAUCAAAAGAUGCUGUUUUUUGUCUUUGUUGUUAUCUUAUGAAACCUGAGACUGAAGGUGGCGAUGCUUUUGUAACCAAUGGCUUUUCAAAUUGGAAAAAAAAAAGAGAGAUUACAAACUCAUGUUGGGAUUCAUGAUAGUGCUCAUAAUCAAGUUUGGAGAAAAUGUGAAGCACUUAUGAAACCAAAACAACACAUUAGUGCUGCUAUUGAAAAACAAUCUGAGCAAGCUAAAAAGAAUUAUCAAAUUCAUUUGACAACCAUAAUUGAUUGUAUUAGAUUUCUUUUGCGACAAGGAUUGGCCUUUCGUGGUAAUGAUGAGACAGAUGAUUCUGUUAAUCAAGGAAAUUUUUUGGAACUUCUAAACUUUCUUGCGCAACAUAAUGAAGAGAUUGGUCGUGCUUUCAAAAAUGCUCGUGGGAAUCUUAAACUAAGAGCUCCCUCAAUUCAAAAAGACAUUGUAAAAGCUGCUGCAAGUGAAAAGACAAAAGUUAUUGUUAAUGAUCUUGGGGAUGAAUUGUUUGCUGUUUUGGUUGAUGAAGCCCGCAACAUUUCUAUUAAGGAGCAAAUGUCAGUUUGUUUAAGGUAUGUGAAUAAAGAAUGGCAAGUUAGGGAGCAUUUUCUUGGUCUUGUUCAUGUUUCUAAUACUAAUGCUUUAUCUCUAAAAUUAGCAUUGGAGCCAUUAUUAGAAACAUAUAAUUUAAGUUUAUCAAGAGUACGUGGCCAAGGAUAUGAUGGUGCAAGUAAUAUGCAAGAAGAAUUUAAUGGUUUAAAAACUUUGAUAUUGAAAGAAAAUUCUUAUGCUUUCUAUGUACAUUGCUUUGCUCACCAACUUCAGUUAGCUCUUGUAACGGUUGCAAAAAAACAAGUUGAAAUUGCUUUGCUUUUCAAUUUGUUAACCAAUUUGUGCAAUGUUGUUGGAGCUUCAUGUAAACGAAGAGAUAUGCUUCGUGAUAGUCAGAUGACUAAGACAAUUGAAGCAUUACAAAGUGGAGAAAUUGCUAGUGGACGUGGUUUGAAUCAAGAAAUAACUUUGAAAAGAGCUGGAGAUACUAGAUGGGGUUCACACUAUGGAACUAUACUUAGAUUAAUUUCUUUGUUUCCUUCCGUGGUCAAUCUUUUUGAAUAUGUUGAGGAAGAUGGAAAUAAUUCAGAACAAAGAGCUGAAGCAUGUCAUUUAUUAAAUGUCAUUCAAUCCUUUGAAUUCAUUUUCAACUUACACUUGAUGAAAAAUAUCUUGGGAGUUACUAAUGAAUUAUCUCAAGCGUUACAAAGGAAUGAUCAAGACAUUGUAAAUGCUAUGGCAUUAGUUAAAGUGUCUAAGCAACGGUUGCAAACUAUAAGAGAUGAUGGUUGGUCUCUUUUAGUUGACGAAGUCUCAUUGUUUUGUGAAAAAUAUAAUAUUACUGUUCCAAAAAUGGAUGAUAUAUUUGUGUCACAAGGAAGAUCAAGACGCAAAGCUAAAAGAUCUCAAAUUUGCAUCAUUUUCAAGUUGAGAUAUUCUAUCAAGUAG
Molecule: messenger RNA, 2703 nt
Organism: Arachis stenosperma
Lineage: Eukaryota; Viridiplantae; Streptophyta; Magnoliopsida; Fabales; Fabaceae
Exons: 2
Coding region: 1270-2703 (477 amino acids)
Source: RefSeq, a predicted model, not a curated record